GCGGUGGUCAGAGGCCCGGGCUGCGCCGUCCGCCGCGGUAGCCGCCCGUCCUCGCGGACAGAGCCGGGAUCUCUGCUGCAGGAAGGUUCAGAUUUCCCCUGAUAGCACUCUGGGGAAGGAUAGGAUAAAGGACGAAAACGCUUAUUCUACAGUUUGAAUGCAGUGCUGGGACUUACCUGCCUCCCCGAGGUCGUGGGAAAUCCCGCCAUCAUCUUGACACGGCUUUUUGGGAAGCUACCUUAUCUUCUCCAGUCAUCUCAGGUUCUCCGCCUCCUGAGGGCCUGAGCUUCCCGGAUUUCUUUGUCCAGGACACCAUGCCACAAGAAGAGUGACCUCUUGCUCUGUUUUCACCAUGGAGGACUCGGGAAAGACUUUCAGCUCUGAGGAAGAAGAAGCUAACUACUGGAAAGAUCUGGCUAUGACUUACAAGCAGAGGGCAGAGAACACGCAAGAGGAGCUCCGAGAGUUCCAGGAGGGAAGCCGCGAAUAUGAAGCUGAGUUGGAGACGCAGCUGCAACAGAUUGAAACCAGGAACAGGGACCUCCUGUCGGAAAAUAACCGCCUUCGCAUGGAGCUGGAAACCAUCAAGGAGAAGUUUGAAACGCAGCACUCAGAAGGCUACCGGCAGAUCUCAGCCUUGGAGGAUGACCUUGCCCAGACCAAAGCAAUUAAGGAUCAACUUCAGAAAUACAUCAGAGAGCUAGAGCAAGCCAAUGAUGACUUGGAAAGAGCAAAACGGGCCACAAUCAUGUCUCUGGAAGACUUUGAGCAGCGUUUGAAUCAAGCCAUUGAAAGAAAUGCCUUCCUGGAGAGCGAACUUGAUGAGAAGGAGAAUCUCCUAGAAUCUGUUCAGCGACUGAAGGAUGAAGCCAGAGAUUUGCGGCAGGAAUUGGCUGUGCAGCAGAAGCAGGAGAAGCCCAGGACCCCCAUGCCCAGCUCGGUGGAGGCCGAAAGGACAGACACAGCAGUGCAGGCCACCGGCUCUGUGCCGUCCACACCCAUAGCUCAUCGGGGACCCAGCGCUAGCUUAAACACACCAGGGACGUUCAGACGUGGUCUGGAUGACUCCACGGGUGGGACCCCCCUCACUCCUGCAGCGCGGAUAUCGGCUCUCAACAUUGUGGGAGACUUGCUUCGGAAAGUAGGGGCACUGGAGUCCAAGCUGGCGUCCUGCCGGAACUUCGUGUAUGAUCAGUCCCCAAACCGAACGAGUGGCCCAGCCUCGGGGCGGGGGAGCAAGCACAGAGAUGGUGGUGAGAGACAGCCGAGCAGCGCCGGCGUGCCUCUGGGUGACAAAGGGUUGGGAAAACGCCUGGAAUUUGGGAAGCCGCCUUCAAAUAUUUCCACACCGUCGCUGCCGUCAGCCCAGGGUGUAGUCAAGAUGUUGCUUUAGGAAAUCCACGGAAGCUGAAGCCCCGGUGUGUCUGUGCAAGGGUCCUACCUUUCUUUCCCUCUUUAAACUAGGUUUUUGUGUUUUUAAGUUAGUUUGAGAAAUAGGAGCAGUCACAUUAGCCAAUGAGGCCAUCGCCCGUGGCCCCUGGUAGUUGUUCUGGGGAAAUGUCAUGGUCCCCAUCCUGCUUGCUGGUGUGGACGGGGCAACCGGGACCCUCUGGAAAGGGCUCGAAGGUGUGGACGCCGAGGCUACCCCAUCAUUGUGAGCUGGCCUGAGUCCUCAGUGGCUUUAAGACUGUGUUUUUUAAUGUUGGGAGAUGCCUCAAAAGUGGGAUGUGAGCCCACCUCAGACUCAGGCCGUCUUCCAGAACAAAAUCUCCCAGGGCUCUGUGGCACAGGGAGGGUCUGUGUAAUGAAAUCAUGUCUAGGAGAGAGGAGUAGAAUAGGCACAUGUCUUUUUAAAAAGAAACUCUGGUGUUGUGUACCGCUGGGACUUUGUAAUCUGGCUCUCACUGAGGCACUGAGAGGUGUGCUUGUGUUUCAGAGGAGAUCUUGUGUGGACCAGGUCAGUGGAAAGUCUGUGUCCUCUUUAGACCAAUCCUGAUGGUUAGUCUUCCUCAAACUUCUACCCUGGCCUGAGGGUGACCUCCCCUUCGGGACCCUGACAGUCUUUAGGGUGUCAUGGCCUUGGGAAUGCAGCCCCUGAGAGCAGGACAUCAUUCAAAGCCUUGAUAAAUAAUCGGGGUGACCUCCAAAUAAGAUUAAACCACAGGAUUGUUGUUGGAAGCUUCCUUGUCAAAGAAGAAACAAACACGCGAUUUCCACACAGAUACUAUAUGUACUCAACCCUGCUUGGUGUGAGCUGCCCUCUCACACUUUUGGAGUUGAGUAAAAAGAACACACGAAUUCAGGAGCAUGCAUGCAGCUUAACAACCUUUUGUUACUAAGUUAUUUUUCCAAAAGAAUAGCAAAAACGUCCUUGAGUUGAAGAUAGAACUUUAGAAGUGCUACUGAAAUUCAACAGAGAAUUGAUCUCUGGUGCCCGGCUCCUUACCCUGGGAACAUUCUAACCUGUGUCAGUGAAAGACGUACUUUUAUUUUUUUAAAAGAACAAUAAAAUCAAGAGAAACUAAUUUUCACCUAGCUUGUGGUGGUGGUCAGUAAAUGCCGCUUCGUUUGUGCUUUUAUGUUUGCUCGUAUGGUGGUGAAAAACUUGUUUUUUUAACCAAGUAACUAAAUACGCAAAAAAAAAAAACCAAAAACUCUACUUUAAAAAAAUUCCCUUCAAGUCAGCUUCUUAGAAGUAAGUGUAAUUGGGGUAUGUUUGUAUAUUGCUCAGGGUAUAUUCGCAUUUGGUCACUGGCUUGAGUUUUUCAGUUUGCCUUAUUUCUUCUCUUCUCAAAUCUCUUGGACCCCACGGAGUUGGUGUGUAGAAUUGUGUCGAACAGAACUUUUGCAAGGGAUCUCUGUCUGGAACACUCAAGCUGAGGAAGGAAAGGACCUAUGACCUGGUAUUGUGUGGCCCCCGCAGUAGGAAUGGUUUUAUAUUUUUAAAGG
Zalophus californianus (California sea lion) is the source of this 2949-nucleotide messenger RNA. It is a transcript of the gene NDE1, whose product is annotated as nudE neurodevelopment protein 1. Gene Ontology annotation, cellular component: kinesin complex; centrosome; kinetochore. The transcript is spliced from 10 exons. Gene Ontology annotation, biological process: establishment of mitotic spindle orientation; microtubule nucleation; centrosome localization. Lineage: Eukaryota; Metazoa; Chordata; Mammalia; Carnivora; Otariidae. The record is from RefSeq and is a predicted model, not a curated record. Gene Ontology annotation, molecular function: microtubule binding. Bases 353 to 1393 code for a protein of 346 amino acids.